This is a messenger RNA of Trichoplax adhaerens, 863 nucleotides long. RefSeq lists its product as hypothetical. The transcript is spliced from 8 exons. Gene Ontology annotation, molecular function: zinc ion binding; carbonate dehydratase activity. The record is from RefSeq and is a predicted model, not a curated record. Bases 1 to 771 code for a protein of 256 amino acids. Gene Ontology annotation, cellular component: cytoplasm. NCBI's taxonomy places the organism in Eukaryota, Metazoa, Placozoa, Uniplacotomia, Trichoplacea, Trichoplacidae.
AUGUCUUGGAAUUACGAAGACCCAAAUAGUUGGUAUAAAACUUACCCAUCUGCAAGUGGAAAUCGCCAAUCACCAAUUAACCUCGAUACUAGCGAAGAAGUAUUUGAUCACAAACUGGUCGAGCGUCCGUUAGAUAUCGACUAUGUUUGCUGUGAGAAAGGCGAAUUAUCCAACACAGGCCAUAGUUUCAUGGUUUCUACUGGAAAAAAUUGCGUUAUCCGAGGAGGACCAUUGGGAGAACACGAGUACGAAUUGGUACAAUUUCAUGCCCAUUGGGGUGACGAUAAUGAUCAUGGAUCUGAGCAUGAUGUCGAUCAUACUCCAUUUCCUAUGGAGAUACAUUUCGUACACUGGAACAAAACGCUGUAUAAAGACGCUGCAGAGGCAACCAAAUCUCCGGACGGAUUAGCAGUUGUUGGAAUUUUUGCAACUGUUGGAAAAGAAAACUACCAAUUAAAAAAUGUAACCUCUGAACUGUGUCAUAUACGCAGUGCGGAAAGUAAACCGGUCACCAUUGAUGUUAUUCACCCUAUUGAUAUUUUGCCAGAUAGAGAAGAUCUCUGCGAUUAUUGGACAUAUCCAGGCUCAUUAACAACUCCACCAUGUACCGAAAAUGUAACUUGGAUUAUGCUUCGCCACCCAAUUGAAAUUUCUGAAGAACAGCUACUUGAAAUCCGCAGCCUGGAAUGUCAUGAAGGUGGAGAAAUGGUUAACAACUUCAGACCAGUCCAGGCACUACAUGGUCGUGAAAUUAGGACAACAUUCGAAUGAAUUUAUUAAUUAUUUUACAAACUUACGCGGCUCAAAAAACCCGAAGAAUAUUCCGAAAAUGUCCCAUAUCUUCAUUCGGAAUACCAGCAAAU